UUUAGUUGCGGUUAAUAUGAAAGAGUUGGAGAUCGCUUUAAUAUUCCAAAAAGCAGCGGACACACCCAAUGCAACCAAACAAGCAAAUACAUCGGCAAUAUUUCAAAAUCAUUCUGGUUUAAGUGGUGUAAUUGGUGCUAUAAAUGGAUGGAUGGAUGCUAAAUCCCUAUCAAGCAACCCACAGGGAAUGCUCAAGACUACUAUAAUAGAAAACAAUUUAAUUCCAUUAUACUACAAAGAGUUUCUGAUGCUUCUGGACAGUUCUUUGAUGACUUCAUGGUGUUGUUGUUGCGGUUCGCUGACUCCGCUUAAGGACAGUGUAAAGACCUGGCUGUCGCGGGUAAUAAUGGAUUUUAGUCGCCUAUUACGGCGGCAUGCCUUACCGCGGGUAAAUUCUUGAACCCCUAAUCCGCAGGUGGUCUGUACGUCGUCUUGUCCAGCGGUUGUUGCAUAUAUUGCUGGAUGGUUUCCUUCAUGUGAAAUGCUGCCUUUCUGAUGUCCCUAGGUGAAUGUUCAGCUGCAAUAAGGUGCAGAGAAGCAGAGAUACACUCUAAAAAGCAUAAGCGUCCUGCUCAACAUGUUCCUCCAAUGGCAGGAAUCGCAAACGAUGUAUGAAAUAAUUGGUGUGACAAUAAGCAUAAAAACUGCUUUAAAAAAUAUUAUUAUGUAAUUAGCUUAUAGACGUC
Ceratitis capitata (Mediterranean fruit fly) is the source of this 686-nucleotide messenger RNA. RefSeq lists its product as uncharacterized. The record is from RefSeq and is a predicted model, not a curated record. NCBI's taxonomy places the organism in Eukaryota, Metazoa, Arthropoda, Insecta, Diptera, Tephritidae. The coding region runs from base 17 to 400 and encodes 127 amino acids. The transcript is spliced from 3 exons.